CUCCACGUCCGCGGCCGCGUCUACGCGCCCGCGCAGCGCCUCUGCGCCCGUGCCGUCUCCGUCCGCACCACGUCCGCGACGUCCGCGAGUCCACGUGGCUCCUCUGCGCCCGCGGUGGAUCUGCCCUGCUCGCCACCAUCGGAGGUUCUACUGCUUUGCCCUGUGGACUGUGGUUCCCUCUGCUCUACUGCUGUUGGUGCUCUGCUCUGCCUGCUCUGCUCUGUUGUCUUGCACAAUGUCACAGUCGCAAUUGCUGUCAAAUGCCAUUGUUUUUCCUCUGAAAAUUGAUGGUCCAUCUAAUUAUCAAGAGUGGGCUUUCUCUGUCAAAACUGUAUUGCGUGGACGUGGUCUUGCAUCUCAUUUGACAGAUGAUCCUCCAACUGACAAGUCGAAGGAUGGUUCUGGUGCUGCUGCAGUCACGACUUGGACUAAAGAUGAUGGCCGCAUCAUGAGUGCCAUUGUCACCAGCAUGAAGCCUUCAUUAAUGAUGAGUCUUGAGCACCAUCGAUCUGCUAAGGAGAUGUGGGACUACCUGGAGGGGAGAUAUGUUCAGAACAGUGGUGCCCUUUUGCUUACUCUCAUGCAAGGUCUUCAUGAACUUCAGAAGAAUGAGAUGUCUAUAGAGGAUUACUAUACUGCUUUUGAUCGUGUGAUGGGACCUUUUCUUUCCAUGGUUCCUAAGUGUGAGGCAGGGUGUUCAGGCUGCUGUGCUAAGAAGGAUAAGUUCAUUGAAAAGUUUCUUAUAUAUCAGUUUUGUCAUGGUUUGCGGCCUGAUUUUGAGUCCAUUCGUAAGCAGUUGUUGAAUGCACCCACUACUCCGUCCAUUUCUGAUGUGUUGUCUGCUUUGAUUGCUGAAGAGACACGACUCAGUUCUCAGUCUCCUUCUGUCACAGUGCCUCACAGUGUCCUCACAGCCUCUCACAAGACCAACACAGUGAAGGACAACUCUUUUGGGCCUUGUGUUCAUUGCAAGAAGACUACUCACCGCUCAGACAAUUGCUUUGUUCGGUAUCCUGAGAAGUUAGCUGCUUAUCGCUCACGCCAUGCAGCUCGUGGUCGUGGCGGCGGUUCCACCUCUACAGGCUCUGUGCCUGCAAGUUCUGCCCCUACAGGAUCUGUGUCAGUUGCUGCUGCAUCUCCUGUCACUGCUCCCUCAUCUUGGGUACUUGAUUCUGGAGCAUCUUUUCAUGUGUCAUCAGAUCAGUCCCAACUUAUUUCUUGCACACCAAUUACUGAUGGUGCCUCUAUUCAGACAGCAGAUGGAUCGUCGCACCGGGGCUGUACUUGGGACUGGCCAUCGCCGUAGAGGUUCUCAUAGCCUCUAUGUCCUCGACACCUUGCGUCUUCCUCACUCUACCACCCAUGUGUCCUCGGUCGCUGCUGCUGCUGCAUCAUCAUCAUCAUCGACUUUGUCCUUUGCCAAGUGGCAUCAUCGUCUUGGUCAUUUAUGCGGGUCUCGUUUGUCCACCUUAAUAAAUAAGGGUUGUUUAGGUCCUAAACCAAUCGAGUCUAGCUAUCAGUGUAAGGGUUGCAAGCUUGGAAAACAACUGCAACUUCCAUAUUCCACUAGUACCUCUCAUUCCGCUAGACCUUUUGAUAUUAUUCACUCUGAUGUAUGGGGUCCUGCACCUUUCUCUACCAAAGGUGGUCAUAAAUACUAUAUUAUAUUUGUUGAUGAUCAUUCUCGAUAUACUUGGGUUU
Molecule: messenger RNA, 1701 nt
Organism: Sorghum bicolor (sorghum)
Lineage: Eukaryota; Viridiplantae; Streptophyta; Magnoliopsida; Poales; Poaceae
Exons: 2
Coding region: 236-1306 (356 amino acids)
Source: RefSeq, a predicted model, not a curated record